Racocetra fulgida is the source of this 124-nucleotide messenger RNA. Lineage: Eukaryota; Fungi; Glomeromycota; Glomeromycetes; Diversisporales; Gigasporaceae. The record is from the annotation of a GenBank genome assembly.
AUGGAUCAAAUAAACGAAAAACCUGAGAAACUUUGUGAACUUGGUUAUCAAUAUUAUUUUGGCAUAAAUGUUAAAAUUGAUAAGGAUAAAGCCAAAACUUAUUUUCGAAGUGCAACUAAUAAGG